AUUCGUAUCAAGCUAAUGGAGUUAGUUCUGUAGAUCAAGAAGAUUCAGAAGAAGGGGAAACAUCACAAGCAAGAACUGAUACAUCACGUCUCCAAUCACUUUUAGUAGAAAAACAAUCACAAAUAGACAGAUUGACGUCUAAACAUAACGCAGAAACUAGAGAAUUGCGUCAGAAAAUCCAGGAAUUGGAAAGGUCAAAGCAACGAGAAAUAACUGCAUUGAAUAAAGAUGUUGCAGAACUGGAAUCAUUGAUCGAAAGUAAAAUUUUCCGUGAAGCAGAUCUGGAAGAAGAAGUACAACGAGAACGACGAAAUACCAAAAAGUGGAAAGAUGAUUUUGAAGAUUUGAAAGAGCAAUUAAAUAAAAUGAAUAAUAGUGAUGGUGCAAGCUUACUAGAAGCUUCAAUUCUUGGUAAUGGCUUAAUCGAUGGAGGUUCUCCACCUCGAACAAAUAAAACAGAAACUUCAAACUUAUAUUGCGAGAUUUGCGAAGAAGCCGGGCAUGAUAUCAUAAGUUGCAAGGUAGUGUUUGGCACACAUUCAAGCGCCAGUAAUGCUUCGUCUGAUACCGCGGUUGGUGGAUUCACUGGAAGUCACAAAGAUGAAAGACCGUAUUGUGAUAAUUGCGAGGCGCAUGGACUACAUUGGACAGAAGAUUGUCCUAAUCAAGAUGAAACAUUUUAA
This is a messenger RNA of Racocetra persica, 683 nucleotides long. The record is from the annotation of a GenBank genome assembly. Lineage: Eukaryota; Fungi; Glomeromycota; Glomeromycetes; Diversisporales; Gigasporaceae.